Messenger RNA from Carassius auratus (goldfish), 866 nucleotides. RefSeq names its product ubiquitin-conjugating enzyme E2 D4-like. The record is from RefSeq and is a predicted model, not a curated record. The transcript is spliced from 7 exons. Lineage: Eukaryota; Metazoa; Chordata; Actinopteri; Cypriniformes; Cyprinidae. Bases 21 to 527 code for a protein of 168 amino acids.
UUUUGAAGUAGACUGCCCUAAUGUCCACCCUCUCAUUGUUGUUCCCUUCACAUCCUCAGGCGGAGAAAAGAAGCGGAGGUCUGAUGGCUUUGAAAAGGAUCCAAAAGGAGCUACAGGACUUGCAACGGGAUCCACCCUCGCAGUGCUCAGCUGGACCACUUGGAGAAGACUUGUUUCACUGGCAGGCGACAAUAAUGGGCCCAAGUGAUAGUCCAUAUCAGGGAGGGGUUUUCUUCCUCACAAUCCAUUUCCCGACUGAUUAUCCUUUUAAACCACCAAAAGUUGCCUUCACAACAAAAAUCUACCACCCAAAUAUCAACAGUAAUGGAAGCAUCUGUUUGGACAUUCUGCGCUCCCAGUGGUCACCCGCCCUCACGGUAUCCAAAGUUUUAUUAUCCAUAUGCUCCCUCCUUUGUGACCCGAAUCCAGACGACCCUUUAGUUCCAGAUAUUGCACACAUCUACAAAUCGGACAAAGAUAAGUAUAACAGACUGGCAAGGGAAUGGACUCAGAAGUAUGCGAUGUAACUGGAUGGCAAGAUUCUGACAUGGUUGCACAUGGACACUAUUACUGCACACGACUCUGCAAUGCACCUGUACAGAGACGAGACGUUUAUCAACAGACAAACAUCCCCAACACAAACACACGUACAGUAAAUACAUAUAAAAUCCUUGUUCAGGAGGCCGAGUCACUUGUCCCUUGUUCACAGAGGCAUCCUGGAACAAACUGUCAGUUAACACAUAACAAAAAAUUCUUGUUUUAUUUUCCAAUGAAUUAGUUACAUUUUAGAAAUUUUAUUGUAUAGAAAUAAAUACAAUACUGGAUCAUUUUUAUUGUUUUUGCAUUAAAAAGGUGUUAUUAUAAAA